Messenger RNA from Porites evermanni, 1153 nucleotides. NCBI's taxonomy places the organism in Eukaryota, Metazoa, Cnidaria, Anthozoa, Scleractinia, Poritidae. The record is from the annotation of a GenBank genome assembly.
AUGAUUAGAAUUUGUGGACCAAAACUAGCAAAUUGUUGCUUUCUUAUAAGUAUAUGGGGUAUUGUAAUGUUGGUAAGUUUUACUUUUGGGGUUUGGACCUUAGUUUUCAUGUGUCUAUGCCAAAACAAACGGGUGUUUGCCCAUAUACUCUUUGAAAGUGAUUGUGUCAAGGGGUAAUUAAGCUUAAACAAAUUAAUAAUUGGUACAGUCAGGAGUCUACGUUGAACAUUUUACAAGGGAUAGGUUAACUUAUUCAGAACUAAAAAUGAUAAGAUUUCUGUUUUUCAUCAGCUCCUACUGGGCGUGUUUUUCAGUGUACGUAGUGUAGCACUCAUUGAUGAUAUCCCAAGUGGCUUGGGUGAAACGCAAGGAUACAAGUCUUCUGCAAAGUUUGUAUUUUUUUAAAAAAUCGUUAUCUAUUUAUUGACAUGAUACGAAACAGUUGUUUUCUUAUUAAACAUCCUUGAAGAUAGGGAAAGAGAAAGUGAGCUAUUUAUUUAUUUGAUUAUCGACUCUGACAGAAAGCCCCGAGAAUGGUAAUAUAUUAGUUACAUGUAGGUAUUGUGAACUCAGAACUGAUGUGCUCAAAUUAUUUUGCCAUAUUUUUCAAAGAGAAUGGGCUCCUCGGGUAACUGGAGUUCAUGUCUGUGGAUACAGAGUACUAAUGGCUAUUUUGUUCAUUUUGGGGCAGGGUGAAAAGAAGUCAUGUUUGACUUUGACUGCUGUUAAAUUCACAGCAAGAAGUGACUGACAGAUACUAAAGAGACACAAGCAGAAACAAAUUUAGUCCAAUUCUCAGACCUCCAUAAAUCACCAGGACCCUGUUGUUCAAACUUUGGAUAACAAUAUCCAAUGGCUAAACCACUAUUCAGCAGAUAAGUAUUGGGUAAAGCAAUUGGGUUAUCCACCUUUUAAACAACUGGAGCCAGGAGAUUGAGGUGACUUUAACCAAAGUACUCGCUCCUCAACCAGAUGCCAACUGAAUAUUUUAAGGUGGGAGAGAGAACACAGGGCUAAGUUUCUUAACUGAAGAUGUUUUUUUUUUUCUCCCAGGAAUUGUUUCAUAGCAGCAGGAGUUUACGGUGUCACAUUACUUUUAGCAGUUCAUCAGAAAUGGGUGAACAGUCGGACAGGGGACACACAGAGACUGUAA